UGACAACUCCGGUCACUGAUACAAACGAGUAGAGCUGACUUGAUUGUAGUAUCGUGGGCAGUACUAAAUGCGCGUGUUACCUACCGUCUUGGCCUAGAAAUAGAACGCUUGUCACUUGAAAUGGAAUGUUCUUGAAGCACGCAGCUCAGAGAACAAGACGUGUUCUUAAUUUCAGGGUCUGAGAGACACAGAUUUCUGUUGAGGAAUGCUAGCGAGCCAACGGACUUGCGGCCUUCCUUGGCUGCUGGUAUGGACGCUAUCCCAAGUUGUUAUUUGGCACGGUUUCCCCCCUGCACUUGGUCGCGAAGAUGACGGGAACCCUUACGUCUGGGCCGAUGGAAAAAUAGACACCGUGCAAGCAAAUGUUGGCCAGACAGUUUCGCUAGUUUGGAGAUAUGACAUGAAGGGACAAGACUAUGACUCUUUGCUCUGGGGAAAAGCUGACGAGAAAAACAACUUUCAAUCUAUAUUUUUUAUUAAGACGCCUGCAGAAGCGAUGCCCGUUCUGCAGAAAUCCGUUCCACCGUCUUUCCUAGGACGGAUCAGGAUUAAGGAUCGUGCAACACUUGAAAUCACCAAUGUACAACUAUCCGACGAGGGAAACUAUGUCUGUGAAUUACGUACUCUGUUCAUGAUGAUCAAGGCGAAAAUCAACCUCAUCGUCAUUGCUCCCGCCAAAAUCAAGUCCAGUCCACCGGCAACUGUACAGUACAAAGAGGGAGAGGUGAAAAAGCUAGUAUGUAAAGCGACCGGCAAGCCGAACCCGUGGGUCAUCUGGUACAAGGAUGGGAAAGAGGUUAUGAAGCGGAAAAAGCGCGCCGAGAUUGCUUUCGACCCGGUCACCGACGCUGAUAUGGCGUCUUAUAAAUGCGUGGCGCAAAAUAGCGGCGGGAAAGAAGAGCGAGUGACCAAUGUUACGGUCAUGUUCAAACCCAAAGAAACCACAUUAAGGACCGACGCUAAUGGAAACACAGUGAGCGUGGGAAGUACUGUCAGCUUCUUCUGUGCUGCUCGGGGCUACCCGAAACCCACGUACAAGUUCUACAUCAAGGCUCGCGGACAGCCCCCAAGGAGACUGGACUACAGAGAUGCAGAGCUCACGGGGCACAUCAAGAACCUAGGGGUGGUGGACUCUCGGUGGCACGGCACAUACAUUUGCAUACCGAGCAAUUCCGUGGGCGAGGGCCCAAGACAGGAACUCCUGCUAUAUGUCCGCUACCCCCCUCAGAUAAUUCGUCCACCACGUGACAUGAAUGUAGACGAGGGCGACCAAAAAACCAUAGUGCAGUGCCAGGCCGACGGGUACCCCAGCCCUCAGAUCACGUGGCUCAAGCUGUCGAGGCCAGACCAGAUCCUAAGCAAGGGGGAGACGUUCUUUAUCACAAGUGUGACCAGAGAGGAUCAUGGGUUAUACCGCUGCAUGGCGCGGAAUAACGUUGGGGCAGCCGCCAUCAAGGACUUCACAAUCAACGUCCGAUAUCCCCCGGUCAUCAACACCACAGCCUCUAGCAGGCAAGUUGCCGCCUGGAUAGGAUACAGAGCUACCCUAGACUGUUAUGCUGAUGGGAACCCUUUGCCAAAGUACACAUGGCGAAAUGCUAGCGGUGUGAUCGCGGUCUCGGAGACUGGCGGCAAGUUGACUGUUACUGCGCAUGACAAUAGUGCAUUUGGUGAUUACACUUGCGAGGCGUCGAAUUCCCGCGGCCGUGACUCGCACACUGUCACACUCAUCAAAGUCGGCAAACCUGGUCCUAUCACACUAAACGUGAAUGUCCGGACGCAGAACUCUCUACACGUUCAGUGGGCCGUUUCGGACACAGGGCAGAGUAAGAUCAUGCAUUUCACACUCAAGUACAAGCUUACCGGACCGAAGACUUCGUGGGUCACACUGCCGAUCCUCCAGGCGAAGAUUUCUAAGUAUGUGGUGAAGGAAUUGGAGCCUUUCACGUCAUACACAUUGCGACUUACCGCGACCAAUGAGUACUUCACGAGUGAACCUGUAGAUGUCACCACUAUGACCACGGAAGCAGCGUCUUCCGAGCCUCGAGACAUCGUCGUUUUCCCAGUCAACAACUCGGCCGUAACCGUCAAAUGGCAGGAGCCGGCCAAAAUCAACGCGAAGAGCUUGUCAGGCUACACAGUGCUUUACUGCCGUAUUCCCGAGUGCGAUGGGUUAGCGUCCGAGGCCACACCACGCGUAUCUGUCGCUCAUAACAUCACGACCGCCGUCAUUGGCUCGCUCCAGGCCUUCUCAAACUACACUGUCAGAGUCAAGGCAUUCAACACUGUGGGCGGAGCGGAAAGUAAAUCUGUGUUGGUCACCACGGCCAUGGCAGCCCCUUCCGUGCCAGAACUGCUAAAAGUCAACACUUCUGGAUUUGAGGUUCGCUUGAGAUGGAACCGUCCGCGCAUGCUCAAUGGCGAGAUCACCAUGUUUCGUGUUAGAUUCCAGUGGAAGCUUUUAAAUGACGGCUCCUACUCCGAGGAAGAACUCUUAAUCCCCGCGGAUGUCACAGAUCGGCGGAGACGGCAACGGCGGAGAGUUAAGCACACGAGGCUUCAUUUUAACGUACUACGUCUUCGCCCUCAGCGCGAAAUGCUGAUCAGCGGUCUGUAUCCAUACGCGCAGUACACGAUAAGCGUGUGUGAAGGAACUGGAGGGAUUAAUCGCGGGGUGAUGUGGGGUCCUUAUAGCGAUCGCGUGUCUGUGGAGAUGCCCGAAGGACCGCCAAGUAGACCCGUGAAUUUGGGAGCGUACUCUACGGACUUGGACAGCCUGAGCAUCUCAUGGGAGCGACCGGACUACCCUAAUGGCAAGAUUCGACAGUAUACCAUCAUGUACUCCAACACCACGGGCCGCAACUACAGCGUCAACAUACGAGAGGACCUGAAGAGCGAGGGCUUUAAAUACCAUUUGAAGGGGUUAAGGCCGUACAGCCCAUACACCAUACGGGUGAGGGCGUACACUCUGUAUGCUGGUCCGUUUAGCGAUCCAGUUCACGCUAGCACGGGACUACAAAGGGUGAAUAACAGCAUGAAUAACUCAACGGCCGAGUUUAACGCAACCAGCGCUGCCUCGGCGGCGAGCCUUCCCACCGCCGUCACGACUCUCGCACAGAAGCAUGAAACAGUGGCUUCUUCCGAGCAGAGGGACUGCCGCGAUCCGCCCUGUCCUAACACAGCUGCGCGGGAGAGCGAGAUGGAUUCCGGCUCGCUGUUCGGUGGAGUGUUUGCCGGUAUCAUCCUCUUUGCGUUUGUUAUCAUCAUCGCUGUCCUAUUAGUGAGGAACCGGCGCCGUAAACGAGAUUCGACAGAACUGAAAGGGAACCGAUAUGGUGUGGCCAACUCCAAUGACAGUGGGAUCGGAGAAAAGGAAUCCCUUGAUAACGUACCGGGAGUCAAGUACAUGCAAGGGCGGAGGGGAUCUGAAGAAGUGAUCGGUCCCGGCAAGUUUGUCACCGUCAAGCCCAUACCUGUGAACAAGCUUGCGGAAUACUGCCAAAUCCACCACUCCACGGGCAACAAGUCAUUUAAGGAGGAGUUUAUGUGUAUUCGGACGCCCGGAAACUUCUCAUGGGAUCAUAGUCUGAAAGAAGAGAACAAGCCAAAGAAUCGCUACCAGAAUAUCGUUGCCUAUGAUCACACACGAGUCGCGAUAUCGGAAUUGGACGGCAUCCCUGGGUCGGACUACAUCAAUGCCAACUUCAUCGAUGGCUACAACCACCGUAACAAGUUCAUCGCUACCCAAGGCCCCGUCUCCAAUACGUUUGACGACUUCUGGCGGAUGGUGUGGGAACACGGCUGCAGCGGUAUCGUCAUGGUUACGAACAUUGUCGAGCGUGGAAAGCUGAAGUGCCAAAAAUACUGGCCAAGCGCCAACCCAGAGGAGUACGGCCGCCUUGUUGUUACUCCGCUGGAAGAGGAGGAGCUCUCACACUACGUCAUCAGGAAAUUCUGCAUUGAAAUUGCAAACAGUGACGUGGAAAGCCCAGCUCGCGAAAUUGUACAGUACCAUUACACUGCUUGGCCCGACCAUGGUGUACCAACACACGCUACUUCCUUACUGUCAUUCAUCAGGCGCAUCCGUAACUCCGUGUCCAGGGAUGCAGGACCUAUAGUGGUACACUGCAGUGCGGGCGUCGGUCGCACUGGGACCUACAUUGUAUUGGACGCCAUGCUAGACCAGAUGUCAAAGGAAGGAGCUGUGGACAUCUUCGGGUUCGUUAGCCACACCAGACUCCAGCGAAACAUGAUGGUACAGACAGAGGCGCAGUAUAUCUUUAUCCACGACGCCCUCAUGGAGGCGGCCAAGUGCGGCAACACAGAGUUCAAAGUUCAGGAUCUCCACGACCGAAUCAAAGCACUGCAGUCCCGUGACCCUGACUCUGGCGACACAUACAUUGCCAAGGAAUUCAAGAAUCUGGAUAUCGGUGAUAGUGAUGUGGAGACGUUCGAUAGCGCCUCGAUGCCGGAGAACAAGUCAAAGAACAGGUUCCUUGUCUUGCCAUAUGACAGAACGCGAGUCAAGUUAUGGCCCUACCCAGGCGUCCUCGGAUCAGAUUACAUCAACGCUAGCUUUAUUGACAGCUAUCAGCAGCGCGAGGCAUUCCUGGCGACUCAAGCCCCUCUGGAGACGACCAUAAACGAUUUCUGGCGAAUGCUUUGGGAGUACGAAUCAUACACGGUGGUGAUGCUCAACAAAGAUUCAGAAAACAUCAAGGGCCAGUCGUAUCUGCCAGACAAGGGCGAGUUCGUGGUUUACGGUUUACUGAUGGUUGAAGUGGAAUCGGAAGAGAGGCAAGAGGGUUACAUUAAGAGGCAGCUGAAAAUCUCCAAUACAAAGAGCAGCGAGGUUCGUAACGUAUUCCACUUCCAGUACGAAGACUGGCCCGAAGAUGGCGUCCCUCAGGAUGGCAAGCUAGUCAUUGACAUGCUCAAACACAUUGCGCGUGCUCAACAGCAGACUGGAAACGGACCAAUCACUGUGCACUGCAGUGAUGGCAGCGGUCGUACAGGAACAUUCUGUGCUAUCAGUAUCGCCCUCGAGCGGGUAAAGCUUGAUGCAACAAUCGACAUGUUCCAGACAGUGCGCAACCUCAGAACACAAAGGCCAAUUAUGGUGCAGACGCCGGAGCAGUACAAGUUCUGUUACGAAGUCGUCCGACACUUCGUAGAGGCGUUCAGCGACUAUGCCAACUUCAAAUAGCGAAAAUGAAGAAACUAUAUACUAUAUAGAGAUAUUCCAAGCUCCGAGAGCGAAAAUAGAAGCUUACGUUGGGUUCGCUACUAAAGAAAACACACAAAUGAAAGGAAAUAAUUUCCUAGUCGGAAGGGCUAGAAAGCAAAUAUCAGAUCAAGCCUGCCAUUUGAAUAUAAGGUUGAGUUUUGAGCAAAGACGUUGAGUUCCCUUUGCGGGACAGUCAUCCAUGGAACUCUUCUCAACGACGGACAUGAAAAAUCUAAAGUAUUAUGCUUCAGUACAAGAGCCAGUAUAGCUUAAAGUAUUUUGAUUCGGUACACCCGGUAUAGGGGAUUUAGAUCGCAAAAGCUUAGAAAUAUUAUGAUUCAGUACACCUGGUAUAUGGGAUGUAGGUCGCGUUUGGCGGCGGGUCAGGUGAAUCUGACCGUUUAUACUUGAUUUUUAGAAGAAAAACAGUUAUUCCCUACCUCAGUCACAAUCUCGUAAAAGACGUUUGUACGUUUCAGCGAACAAAGAAUAUCAACUUCUCACUGGCUAGGCAUGUUUUAUUUUAGUGCUGCAUUAUGGGUAGUUUUCACUUGAAUUUAAGAUCAAACGCAACGCAAGUGUAAAUCGGCCAAAUACAAGGGCGAGUUGCGUUCUGUGUUUGGGUCCUAGUGAGAAUCAACCUUUAGGGCUAUUGUUGCCAUUGCGGUCAUUUAAGUUGAACUUGAGCGCGUCGCACUAUAAAAGAAAAUUCGUUUUAAUUGUAGAGUUCUUUCGCCUUGGCAAUUUCAUAUUAUGUAGUUAUUCAAAAUGUUUAAAUUACUUUUCAAGAGCUGAGUGACGCGAGUUCAUGGUGAAAGAAAGGUGUGAUAUGAGGAAUUUUCCUCUAAGGUUAGUGUAACGUUAUGGUACACUUCACCUUGAGCUGGUACCGCUGCAGAAUACCGGGAACAGUGAGUUCCCAUAGGUUUCGGCGGAAAGAUCGAUCAAGUCGUUCGAUCAAUCUCGUAACUCGGUCAAACUUUCCGCCGUACCAAUGGAAACGCUUACUUCAUAGGCAAGGAAUUUACCCUGAUUGCACAGGAAUAGAUGUUGGGUUCAGGUUCAUUGUUUUGUUUUGAAAGUGGUUGUCGUCCAUUCUCUCGCCACUUAAGGUUGACAUGUGCUGUACAUCAACAACUGAGACUCCAUACCACCAGUAAAAAGAAUCUUACUAAUAUUUUUGUACUUUUUAUAAUAAAUCCAUCUCAGAUAACACUCCUAUAUUUGCGCUGGUUAUGUGUAUAAAAGAUAAUUUAAUUAAAGGAAAAUUUAAAAAAAAA
Molecule: messenger RNA, 6507 nt
Organism: Nematostella vectensis (starlet sea anemone)
Lineage: Eukaryota; Metazoa; Cnidaria; Anthozoa; Actiniaria; Edwardsiidae
Product: tyrosine-protein phosphatase Lar
Exons: 29
Coding region: 206-5206 (1666 amino acids)
Biological process (GO): protein dephosphorylation
Molecular function (GO): protein tyrosine phosphatase activity; protein binding
Source: RefSeq, a predicted model, not a curated record